Molecule: messenger RNA, 1706 nt
Organism: Brassica napus (rape)
Lineage: Eukaryota; Viridiplantae; Streptophyta; Magnoliopsida; Brassicales; Brassicaceae
Product: probable E3 ubiquitin-protein ligase RHC2A
Exons: 1
Coding region: 697-1230 (177 amino acids)
Biological process (GO): protein ubiquitination
Cellular component (GO): cytoplasm
Molecular function (GO): ubiquitin protein ligase activity
Source: RefSeq, a predicted model, not a curated record
GACUCCACAAUGAGUACCACCAUUGUGGAUGCUCUUAGGUGAAAGACAGAUAUUACAUACAAGUGUUUUGAAUUUAACACGGCAUAUUAAAAAUCCACUCAAGUUGACUUGACAAAAUGUCUACGGUAUAUCAGGCAUUCUUAAUUAAUCUGACAAUUCAACGCUCAUCAGAGUUAUUUCUGGCAAUAGUCAGUCCAAAGAAUAUCAUCAGCAUCGUCUCUGACAUCUGUCUAAGUGUUAAUAUAAAGCUCGAUAUAUAUAGCAAGCUAUAGAACAAGCGAAUGACGACCAAGACCGAGUCACCUCGAAUUCAAACAGUUACUCAACAACAUGAGAUUUGAAAAGCAUAUAAUGGAAUGAGAUAAACAAUAGUAAGUUUUAUUUCUUACCUUUUUUAUGGUCCAACCCUACAAGUUAGAUAAAAACAAGUUAGAUAUCAUUUGUUGAGGUCAAAACAAGUAUCUAUGUGAUAAGGAAUUUAGACCAUUGUUUCAUGAGGUGGCAUAUGAUGGAUAAUCACUACAUUUAUUAUUUUAAAGUCUCCGAAAAAGGAAAUACGAAAACUUAGAGAUACGCCAACUAUAUCAGAUACUACGAAGGUUCUGACAUCAGUAUUUAAUAGCCAUAGAUUAUGGGAAUCUGAAGAAAAAUAACAUCAAGAAUAACUAAAAAUUUCUGUCAAUCACCAUUUCUUCAAUGUCCAAUACUAGCGACAGAGGCGGCAAUCAAUUGGAAUAUCGGGAUUACACUUGUAAUGAAUGUAACAUCAUCAUGACCAUCCUCUCUUCUUCUACUUCUCCUUCUCCAUACUGCCCCUUAUGCAAUCUAGUUUCUACUUUUUCUUCUUCAACCCCUUUUGAAGUUGGUCCUGAUGAUCAUGAAAACGAAGACGACGAGGAACUGAUUCCAACCGUUGAAAUCUCAUCUUCAAUGUUGUGUUGUUCUUCCUCAGACGACUCUACUUUGCCUUGCGCCAUAUGCAGAGAAGAUUUCGUGAUUGGAGAAUCUGCUCGGAGAUUGCCUUGCGACCAUUUAUACCAUAAUGAUUGCAUUACUCCUUGGCUCACUAGUCAUAAUACAUGCCCUCUCUGUCGGUUCGAGCUACCAGGUGCAUCUAGUGGAGACGACAGUGGUUUGACCAUGUGGUUCGAUGCGUUGGCGUUAGAGGAUGACUUGGAAGAAGAUAUGGGAACCGUCACGCUCGAUUUGUACCAAAGUUUGGAAGGCUAGAAUUGUAUGGAUUAAUGGAAUGGUUUUAGAACAUUUUCAAAUCUAUAUAGUAAUAUAGAAUUACUUUGUUCUAAGAUAUACUUCCAAAUCUAUAUGGAUUUACCUUGUCUUAAGCGAAUAUUCAUAUAUUUAUAAAAUAAAAAAAAAAUAUUUUUUUUGGCAUCUAUAGAUUAUAUUAAAUUGAUGAACUGUAGCUCUUACAAACCUGAGCCGGCAAAAAAAAAUUUUUUUCUAGAACCAUAACCUCGUGAGGCAAAAAUUUCUCCACGGAAACAAGAUCGAAACCAAACAUACUAUAUAAAUUUUAAAAGCAAAAGUGAGCCGGAGUAUUAAGAACAUGUAGGGCUACAACAUAAUCAUUACUCAAGCGAAGCUAGCUGCAGAAAAUCCUGAUAAACGUCGGUUAAAUACCAAGGAAUAGCAUAACAACUCAGCACCAAAGCUUGGCAAUGAACAAUUAAAUAAUCAAACUCCAA